This is a messenger RNA of Falco peregrinus (peregrine falcon), 8655 nucleotides long. RefSeq names its product KIAA1671 ortholog. Lineage: Eukaryota; Metazoa; Chordata; Aves; Falconiformes; Falconidae. The record is from RefSeq and is a predicted model, not a curated record. The transcript is spliced from 12 exons. Bases 333 to 6101 code for a protein of 1922 amino acids.
CGCCGAUCACCUCAGCCGGGCAGGCCGCUGGGCUCCACCGCGCUCAAACUUAGUUAGCAACUUCCCCGUUGCGGCCGAGCCGGCGCCGUCCCGCGCCGGCACCCCUGAGAGACGAGCCGGUGCGCCUCCCCCUCCCGUUCCCGGUGAGGGAGAGGUCUGAUCAGUGUGGCUGAAGUGAUCACUUUCCCCUGUUAUUAAUGUUAUCUUGGCUGAGAUCUUUUCACUAUGAGAAGUGAAUCGGGUUGUAUGGAUUGGUUACAGCAGAGAAUGCAGAUUAUGAUUCUUUCUCCUUGUUGGAUUUUUUCAGUUCUGUUGAGUGUGUAAUUACAACUAUGGCAACAAGAGUAGAAAUAAAUUCUACUUUGGCGUCUUUGACAACAGUGCCUGACUUAAAUGAAAUCAGAAAUGAGGAUAAAUCACGUGUGUAUGUAAGUGUGCUUUCAGAUGCAAGUAAUAAGGCAAAGGAAGCUUCAGCAUCACUAACUCUUGAAGAGAAAAACAAGUUUGGGAGUACUUACAGAUCUGCAACAAUGCCAUCACUAGGAUCAAGGCCAAGACUUUUCCCAAAGCCUUUUUCUAAAGAGAAAACUUCAGAUACUUUUUCAAAUGUAAAACCACCUAUUCCAGCUUUCAGAUCAAGUAGUCUUAUUAGAAGGGCCGCUGAGGAAACAUCAUCUGUUAAGGUAUUAAGUGGAAAUGUUCCGCCAUUAGUAGAUCAGAAAGUAAUUGAAAAUGAAAGUAAAGCUGGCAGUGAAGUAGUCACAAACGUGACUUUUUAUACUGGUCCUAGUGCGAAUACUGUCAUUCUUUUUGAGACAGCAGGCACAGAGCAAUCAAAGGUAAGCCUGGCCCAAGAAAAAAGGGCUGCUGAUGACCGUGGAGUAUUCAGUACUAUGCAAACAAAAGAGCUUCAGUGCAGUGCAAAGCUGGAGAAGCCAUCUCAGGCGUCUGAGACAUCCAGGAAUCCUGAAGGGUCUCUUCAUAGGCAGAUAUCUCUUUCCUCCAGUCUUAGACCAGUCUCUUGGCACUCCCUCAAAACUGGUGAAAAAAAAGAUGCUUAUGAAGUUCCAGGGGAGAAAAACGAUGAUGAUGCAAAUAAUACCAACAGUAGAGUUGAUUUCUCUAUUGAUGUGCAGCAAAAGCCAAAACAUAGGCCAGUAUCUGCUAUUUUUCUGGAAUCAUUACGAGAUCAAAAGCAUCGCACCGUGGAAGCUUCUGAGGAAAAAUCUCCUACAGAGAAAUCCUGGGUUAGAAAACCAAGGCCUUUAUCCAUGGACCUGACAGCUAAGUUUGAACAUAAAGAUCUUUCUUCUUGCAAGAUGACUAGUUCAUCUCAUGAAAGCAAGGAGAAUGUAUCGAUAACUUCUUUUACUGACGUGGGCUGUCACGGUCAGUCUGAAAUGGGGCCAAAACCUGAAGAAACUGAAUUUGAUAAAGGCAAUUCUUCUAAAUCAAAUUUGAAAUGCAGUAGUCAGGACAUUGGCAUCCUAAGUAAUGGAAAAUACAUAUGGGAAACAAAGCUUAAAUCUAAAAAUGAACAAAUUGAGACAAAGCCAGAAAUAAUGACUAACUUGCAUGAUUCUGAAAGAAGCCAUGAAACCAGUAGUGAGAGCAGAACUAAUAAGGGGGUGAAACGACCAGAACAAAAGGAAAUGUUUAUGUUUCUAGGCUGUGAAAGCCCUGCAGCUUCCUCAGAAAAAGAGAAUAAUGUUGUAAGAGGUAGUGUUAAAAAACAGAUUAGUUUGUUUACUUCAGAAAAUCCUGGUACCUCAAUGGAUACAGAGCUUCUCCCAUCAACUGCUGAGAAGGAAAACAGAUGUAUGAACAUCCAGCAGAGAAUCAAAGAACUGACAACAGAAAAUGCUGAUGUUAAGCCAGGAAAUCUACGCAAGUCACUUCAAUCACGACCACUUUCUGCAGACUUAACAAAGAUGUUUUCAAGUCCGACAUUAAGCACCGAAGCAAAGCCUGAGAAACCUGCUGAAACUAGAAAUGACUCUAUCUAUGAAACACAAGAAAAUCAAAAAAGUAAGGAGGUCAAGCUUGCACAUGGCACAGACUUCAUUGAAGCGCAUGUUACUGGGACGCCUUGGAAACCCCGUCAGAUUUUAAAAAUAACAAAUAAAACUGAUCAUAUAGAGAGAAAAGGAAGCUUCCUUGGAGAUGUUCAGCAUUUUUCUCAGCAAAGUGAAAAUUCAUUCACAAGUAACUUUGAAAAAAAAUUAAAACCAACCACACUUAUGGAAAAGACCUACAUUAAAACUGUCCGAGCCACCAUGUUUGACCAUAAUGUUCAGAGGCAUAACAUUGCUGCUGAUCAUCCUGGAACUGAUUCUGCACUGAAAAUGAAUAAUGAACUUGAGGCAAAGCACGAUGUGGUGACUUUGGGGCACAACAGGCGAUCAUGGAUGGGAGAAGAAGAAACCGCUAUUAUAAAGAAGGAGUAUCACAAGCAGUCUGAUUCAUCAAAACCAAUAGUAGAUGUAGAGAAAAGUGGAAAAGCAGCUUGUUCAAGUGAAGACAAGAAAAUGACUCCAGGAAUUCUGUUAGAGAAAUCUUUGGUUGAAAAAAGUAAAAAACCCACUCCUAAAAAUGCAGAUGAUUCUCUAAUUUACCAAAGAGUAGAGCCGAGAUACGAAAUCUUUCAGACCUGUGGUGAAAGAGCUCUUAGUGAAACCAUUACAAUGGCUCCUGAAAAAAAGGCCAUGACACUCAGAACUAGAAAAUCGUCAGUGAAAGAGAAUAAAAAUGAUGAGGUGGUUUUACACGCUGGUCAGUCAGCUAGGGCAAACAGUAAAACUCUCUACCAGAAAGAAGAUAAGAUUAUAUCAGAAGCUAGAGAUGCAGAAGUUUUUACAAGCAAGUCUGCGUUGAGAGGACCUAAUGAUUUUUUCUCCAGUGAAUGCACUUCACCUGAACAGAAAAAGGACUCUAUAGCUGAGAGAAUACCUUAUUCUACAAACAAAAGUAAAUGUUUGGGAAUUAAUGAAAACCUAAACAACCUACAUUCUGAAAUUAAAAAUGAGAAGAGUGAAGUCUCCUCCGUGGAUAAAACAGGGAGCUCUAAUGCGAUGAAAUGCUUGUCUGAGAAAAGGAGUCUUAGACCAGGUGGGACAGACAGCUAUGAAUUCAGAACCAACUUAGAUCAUGAAGUUACUUCAACAAGUGUAAAUAAACAUGGGGCCCAGUCUUCUUCAGUGCUUUCAAGUGGACAAUUUUGUAAGUCUUCUAGUAGCCACCAUCCUGAUACAAAAGUACUGCCCAUUAAUAAAGAGGAAUCUAGGGCCUUUGGUUUCAGGAAAAGUCUAGAUGUAAAUUGCAAAGAACAACACUUUGGCUUUGAUGGUACAGCUCAUGAAAACAGUGAAAAAACCAGGGUAAUAGAUCCAGAAGAAAAAGUCAGGAGAACCAGAAGUAGUGUUUCUGACUUGAAGAUUUCUGAAAGGUGGAGAAGGAGGACCUUGCCUCAGGAUUCUACUAAGACGGAAGAAGUUGCCUGGCUCACCCCUGAAAAUAUCAAAAGGCUCAGUCGGACAGAUUCAUUGCAAUUGGAUGAAGGCUUAGUUAAAAAGAGAAGCAAAAAAAGCAAAGAAGAGUUGGAAGGGAUUGAAGUAAACCAAACUGUUCCUGGCAGCCCUGAUGAUUACUUGAAAAAUCAGAGUUCUGCCUUUGAGCCAAAGGCAACUUAUUUUGCAGUGACUUACCAGGUUCCUGGUAACAAAAAAGAGAAAAGCUUUGUUGGCACUCCUAGUGCAAGUGAAACCAAUACAAUUUCUAGCUCAUGUCAGGCAGCAACAAUUAAUCUGGACCCUGUUUUUCCUGGAAGGUCCAAACCUCUAUUGCAGCAACCAAAUAAAACUUUGACGAGUACACAUUGUAGAGAAGACUCACAGGAAGUGCGUAUUAACAAGGAUUGGGUCAGAGAAGAUAAGGAUCAUAUUUUUUCCAAAAAUAUUGCAUUUAGUAAUUUUCAUGCAUCUAGGAAAGAUAACCAACGGUACCAUGAAAGAGGUCUGGAUUAUUCUAAAGAGAAAAUUAUAGAUGUUGAUGCUUUCCUGUUAAAACAAGAUCUGGAAAAUACAGCUCAAACUGAUCUCAAAAGUAGCAGAAGAAAAGUAUCCUCUUACCCUGAACCCAGAUCCCCCCCGCAUUUUGCACAGUUACAUAAAGGCAGUGAACUAGUCACCCAGAAAAAGAGUGAAAAUAACUGUGAUUUAUUUGGAAGGAAGGCUGAGGAUGGUUACAGAUCCCAAAUUCUAGAUAUUGAUGCACUUAUGGCAGAAUAUAAAGAAGAAUCAGUGAAAGCCAGUAACAUCCAAGAAAAGCUCUCUGAAGAUCACAGUGCAUUUAGUAGGGAGAAAUCAAAGAACAAAAGAAAUGUGUCAGAUAGGAUGACAUCUUCCUAUAGCUGGAAAGAGUGGAAGGGAUCAGAUCACUAUUCUGUUAAUAACAAACAAAGUGACUGUGCAGAAGAGUACCACAGGCCAGAGAAAUUAAUUCUAAAUGAAAAGAGCAAAGAGAAACUGGAAUCAUGUAGCCCUGAAUUUGAUAAACAAAAGUCCAAAGACAGAAGGUUCAGUCCUCCUUACUGGGGAAAUCCUGGCAGCUUUUUUUCAGAUAAAUUUGUAAAUUCACCUGUGGAUGUCACUAGGAAGAAAACUUUCAUCGUUGAUGAGGAUGAAGAAGUGAACUUAACUUCCAGGAAUCAAAGUUCAAAAUUUCUAAUUGAUAAGGUACAACCUAUAAAUGCAAUUGGUACAGACCAAAGGUUGGAAGUUAAUAUUGCUUCCAAGUCAUCCAUAAAGGCAGAUGAUGGCCUUUUACAGAAGAAGUUGGUCGCAAAAGAACAGUUCUUGGGGGUGUCUCCAGAAGGCGAUUGGAGCAAAAAUGUAGCAGGGAGCUCUAUAACAAGGAUCAAAGACAAUGCAAAUAAGACAACACGUGAAAGUGGCUCUUCCAAUGUGAAAAGUAAAACUGAUUGGAAGAACUAUACACCUGGUUUAGGAAUUACACCCCCAGAUUUAAGACGAUCUUAUUCAGAAAAGAGCUGCCACGGAAAAAGCAAUCUCCCACUUGUGCAAGAAGUAAAGGGAAGAAAGGAUCUACACCGAUCCAGGCAAAGCUCCCUGUUGGAAAGUGUGGAUAAUGGGUGGAAACACAAGAUGUCAUCUCAGUCAGAAUCAUUCUUUCAUGAGGAUAAAAAGGAUCAGCUGAAGCAAUGCUUCUCCAGGCAGCCCUCAGGAGCGAAGGACACGGACACGCUUGUGCAGGAGCCCGACAGCCAGUAUGGCACCUGGAAUGAGCAGCGGCACAGUGGGGACAGCUUUGUGCCCGAAUCUCCUUCCUUGGAAAAUGAUGUUAUUUCAACGAGAAAGCAACCCCCAAAUAGCCACCCAUCUUCACUGUCCUCUCAAACGGAACCUGCCUCCCUGGUAGAUCACCAUGACAUCUCAAAAGACCAAAGGAGCAUAAGUUUUGACCGUUCCAGCACUGACAUAGACUCUACUGACGGGACUGAUUUACCUCCUCCAGGAGACGCCUACCCUGAUGAAAAGACCACUGAUUUCUCUUUCAUUGAUCAAACCACUAUUCUGGACUCCAGUGCACUGAAAACUCGUGUACAGCUCAGCAAAAAGAGACGCCGCCGGGCUCCUAUUUCCCACUCUCUUAGAAGAAGCAGAGGGCUGGAGUUUGAAAACAGAUUUUCUCUGACAGAAGAACCAGAUAAUACCUGGAUGUUUAAAGAUUCCACAGAAGAGAAGAAAACUACGCAACAGGAAGAUACUGACGAGGAAGAAAAGAUACAGCAUACUGUGAGAUCAUCGUCUGUACAAGCACAGAGACUUCCCGUAUUUCCAGGAAUAGACCACUCUGUUCUCAAGGCCCAACUGCGAAAAAGACAAGAGUCUGAGAGUCCUGGUGAAGUGAAUUCUGCUCAGUUGUUCAAAUCCCCUAAACCGCAACUGCAGCUUGGAACUCCUGGUAGCAGACUGCUGCCCUCCAGUGUGGAGAAGCAGGACAGGUCAGAAGAAAAGUCUCCUCAGUGGCUGAAGGAGCUGAAAUCAAAGAAGAGACAGAGCCAUUAUGAGAAUCAGGUUUGAAAAGAUAGCGAUUCUAACUAGAAGAAGAUAAAGAAGUUUAACAGAAGCCUUAACUCAUCUGAACCUAAAAUUCACGUCAUGUUGCUGCUGUUUGCUUCCUGCCUCAACUGCUAUGUGCAUGGUGCCUUCCUGUUUUGUGGAGAAAGCUGCUUAAUAUUCAUAGUCAAAUACAAAGCUGUAUCUUUUCAGAUAUGGGAGGAUAGUCAAUUUAGACCUGCCUGAAAGAAGAACUGGUGGUUCAUAGUUAGCACUUCAGAAAGUCUUGAAAGAUAGUAAUAUUUUAUCUGGGAGUGCUGUGCACCAGAAAAGUCCCCUUGCUGUUGAACAAAGGCUACAUUUCUACGUAGGUGUUCAGCAACUCAAAAGUGUGACUUUUGGUAGACAUGUGAGGUGUAAGGCUGGGCUUUGUGUUUGUUUAUGAAAAUAACAAUUUUAAUCAAAUUUAUCUUUUUUUGUGAAAAAAUAGUAAGCUCCUAUUUAGAAUUAAGUUUGUGGAAGGUGAGAGUGAAAGAACAAAUUAUGUUUACUGCCAUAUUGAAAAAGGAAACUUGAUUAUUUUUUGUAAAAAGUAUUUUUGAUUGGCUUAUAUUUACAUGUGAUCUGCUGACCUAGCAGAUGAAUAUAAUUUUUAGAUGAACAAAAUGUUAACUUUUGUCACUCUUGAAAUGGUAUAUUCUGUGUUUUGUCAGCAUGUGGAAUAAUUGCUUCAUUGGAAUGUCUUUCCUGAAGAGGAUCAAGCAAUAAUGUCAACGAGUUCUCUUUAAAAAAAAAAAAUAUAAUAAAAUAUGUAAAUACUGUUUUUAUAACAAAAAAGGAAGCGAAGAGGGAGGAUGUUACACUCAUAUCAGGGUUCCAGUUAAUUGUUGAAUGUCACUUUAAUAGCAAUUUGGAUAGUCCCACUUCACAUUUUUAUUUGUUAAUCUGUAAAUACCAGGUUUAUGUUUUUAUUUUUAUGCUGAUUUUGUGAGAUAACCUAAAUGUGAUCUUCAGUUUCUUAGAUGAUUUACUUUUUUUCUUUUGGUAAGUCUGAUGUUAUAGCGGUAUAGGUAUCUCAUGCACAACACGGGUGUUACAAAUACCACUAAUAACUCUAAUAUGUUAAUAUCUUUGAAUACAGAUUCUGAAAUAUCAACCAAGAUGUCCACUUAAGACCUACUUUAUUCUUUCCCCAAAUAAGUGCUCUUUUUAGUAAACCUUUUAAAAUGUAGCCCGACGAGGGAGGUUGUUCUGUUGUGUCAGUAUUCCUCACGACUCGACUAAGAAAGCAGCAACGUGGGAAAAACAAAGGGAGACCGGAGCUGGCCCUAAAGCCAUGGGGACCGUGUGACAGUGGUGGGGCUGAGUGGGAGCAGAUGCUGCUCCUUGUGUUGCACUUCCCAGUGUCCUGCUGAUGGGCUUUUGUAGAUGUUAAUGAUAAAGCACCAGCACUUGAACUCAUUUUCCUUUUUUUUUUUUUUUUUUUUUUUUUUUUUCCUAAUGAUUGGUGUUUGGAAAAGCUUGGUGUACGUGGGGGGUUACCACAAUGGUGCAUCUGCUAGCCAGAGUGGCAUGCCUGGUCUGAUGUCUAUCAAGCUUGUAGCUGCCAAAAUCAUGUGCCAAUUCUUCUCAUGGAGGACUCACAGAUGAGGUGAUUUUUAGUCCCAGUCUGCUCGUAGGAAAUAACAGCAUUAUGUCAGGAGACAAGUCCCAUAUGCGCGUGUAUCUCUCCCAGAUUUAGUUCUGGGAGCAGCUCCCUGUACUUCAUGGAGGUGAAAUGUAAAUUCUGUGAUGUAAAACAAAUCUUUACUUGCUGCUUUGCCCUAUUUCACAUCAGAGCCGUCCCUUCUAAUGACUGAGAAAUGAUCACCCAAGACUUCUGCCAAGUGUUUCACUCUGUGUGGCUUUUAACCCUGGGCAAUGGGAGAUGGACUUCCAUUUGAAUGCAGUUGAUUAAAGAGCGACUCUUGGCUAAUUUUAAAUAUUGCACAUAUUUUCUUCCCUCUUCUUUAGGUGAUGGUGGAAAAGGCAACUCUUAAAGAUAAGCUUUGCAUAUGUGUCUUUCGGGAUAUUUUUUAUUUUUCUUAUGGCAGCACUCGAGGGUACCAUCAGUUGUAUACCAUGUGCGGCACGCGUGCUUCGGUCAGCCCUGAGCAGCAGUGUUUGCAGGUGUGAGAGAAGAAUGAUGAUUCCUUUUCUUACUCAGAUGAAGUGGGGCUUACUUUAAACAGUAUGUAGAAAUCAGGUAAAUUCCCCCUGCUUAUGAGAAUAUUUACACAGGCUUGAUUUUUUUUUUUAAUUCAGCAGGCUGACAGUAUUGCAUUACCAAUAGUUGGAGGACUUACUUGUUCUUGGUCUAAUAAAUGAAGGCCAGAAAUUCUGUAACUGCAGUGUUUGCUCUGUGUUUGAGGCAACUGAGGGAAUUAAUACUAGGUUUCCACAAAGCCCUUUGAAUGUGUAUGCAUUUCCACAUCUGCUUGGACAAUGCACUGAAACUUACUGUAUUUUAGUAGUUUAACCUACUACUGAGAAAUGUUUAAUGCUUAAAUGUCUGAUUAAAAAGCAUCUUUAGAAUGUU